GUCCGACAAAUGGGUAUGUAAUAGUAUCCAAGAAGAUGGACCUUCAAAAAUACAUAAUAAACGACUUUCCCCCCUCAAUAUCUUAUAAACCAUCUGUCCAACAAUGCGUGUGCUCUGGUCAAGAAUGACUCGUUGGAUCAAAAGGGUCCUGUGCAUCGUUCAUCUCCUUAAACGGCGAGGAUCCCCUGACGAACAACCACCUUUGCCUCCGCUCCUAGAACUCCCAAUCGAUAUUUUCCGACUCAUAUUACCACACUUACCGCUCGUCUCACAUGCUUGCCUCGCGCUCACCUGCAAGCCUCUGUAUAGACUCUUACGCUGCGUCUUUGACGAUGAACGGCUAGCCUGGCCAAGACUUUUGGCCAGCAGAUCAUACGAGCUGAUUGGGAGCCAGCCGCAUCUUCCAAGAAACGAGCUCUUACUAAAGCUUGAAGAUAACCGCUGGAUGUACUGCAGCGGCUGCCUCAAGCUUCAUCUAAAGAAUCGUUUUACUCUAUCCCUACCAAAUGACCCACCAUCAGAUCGACUAUGCAACUAUAAUGUGUGGGUUGUUGAUGUAUGCGCCUGUCUUGCUCUGACCUUCUUCCAUGGCAUACAACUAGUCGAGUGGCUAGAAACAGGAACCCCCAGUCUCAAUCUUCACCGAAACAUCCAUUCAAUGUGCACUGGACGAAACCGCACAACCUUUCUGGAUCGACCGUCGAGGAACCAUACCGGCCAUCCAAAAAUACUGAUCCCGUAGCUCUCUGCCCACACCUUCAUGCGAUUGCUUGGCUAUACUCGCCCAGCAGGCGCUCUAGGAACGAGUGCGGUUGUUGCGAUACAAUGUAUUACUUGCUUGGUCGUUCCAAUGAUGGCCUCCACUGUGUUGUCAAGGGCGUGCGCAAUUUAGGAGAUAUUCGCGUUGCUUCAUCCGUUGCUUCAUCCGUGAACUGGUGGUUCGGUUCUCGGAGACCCUUGAACGCAAUGUGGAGAUAUUGGUAUUCGAGUCGUUUUCGUCGAUGGUGAUGUUCGGGGGGCCGCCAUCACGCCUCGUGCGCGUUCGGAGGCAAUCGACCAACUGGUGACCGUUGUUCCUGGUAAUUACUUGGUCCUUUUGUUUCCAGCUUUUGUGUAGGUUUUGUGUGUUAUCGACAUGAUCUAUCAACAUUCAGCAACUCCGGCUCUUUUGUCGUUUGUGCUAAUGAAUGCAUUUGUACUAGAAAUGAGAG
Paecilomyces variotii is the source of this 1211-nucleotide messenger RNA. RefSeq lists its product as hypothetical. Bases 104 to 742 code for a protein of 212 amino acids. The record is from RefSeq and is a predicted model, not a curated record. Lineage: Eukaryota; Fungi; Ascomycota; Eurotiomycetes; Eurotiales; Thermoascaceae. Gene Ontology annotation, molecular function: protein binding. The transcript is spliced from 2 exons.